UAACGUACUUUCGAUUUCGAAAAUCUAGUCUGCAUGGAUGCUUGCCUCAUAAAUGAAGAACGGAUGCUAAAUGAGCGACUGAUUAAGGACAAAUUUAAAGAUGCGAAUAAAUUUAACAUAUUGCAUCUACCAUGCAUCUAAAGCUAGUAAAGUAUUCCCCGUCAGUGCAUUUUCAAAGAUAGAGAGCAGGUAUCCAAGUGUAAACGACAUCAACAAACGGCAUAAAUUCAGCUUAGUACUCCCCCAUAAAACGACUCCAGUAAAAGAUAUUCAAGAUCACAUACGUAAGCCACCCUAUGCAUUUACUGGGGUAGUAGGACCAAAACCAUUGGAUAUUGAUAUCAAAACUGAGGAGCAAAUUGCUGUUAUGAGGGAUACAUGCCAACUAGCUAGAAAAAUUCUGGACAGUGCAGGAAGAUAUUUAAAGGUUGGUGUAACAACUGAUGAGAUAGACGAGGUUGUGCAUCAGAUGUGCAUAGACAAUGGAGCCUACCCAUCUCCCCUCAUGUACAACCAUUUUCCCAAGUCCAUCUGUACAUCGGUCAAUAAUGUAGCAUGUCACGGCAUUCCUGACCUACGACCUCUAGAGGAAGGGGACAUGAUCAAUGUCGACAUUACUAAUUGUCUUACAGCACAAGAAAACACACAUGACCACUGGCCUGUUUAUGAUUCUGUUGUUACAAAGUGCUGGAAAACAAUUUAUAAGAAUGGUGUGCAUGGUGAUGUGUCUAAGACCUAUCUGAUUGGAGCUGUGGAUGAAAAGGGCAGACAACUGGUGGAGGUAACGGAGAAAUGCCUGUACGCUGGGAUAGCACAGUGCAGACCGGGACAGAAAUUCCUGGCCAUUGGGACCGCUAUCAAAGACCUCGCAAAGGCAAAUGGUUUUUCGGUCAUACCAGCAUUCUGUGGACACGGCAUCGGACACGAAUUUCACACACCACCAGAAAUCAUUCACAUACCUUUAGAUGGAUGUGAAUCGCAGCACGUGACGAUGAAAGAAGGAAUGACCUUUACCAUAGAACCUAUUCUAUCGGAGGGGACGGACAUGAUAGCCAUUCUGGAGGACGAUGGCUGGACGGCACUAUCCGAGGACGGAAGUCGCUCCGCGCAGUUCGAGCACACCGUUCUGAUAACUUCCGAAGGAUGUGAAAUAUUAACAAUAUCAGAAGAAGAAUUAAAGAGGGAAAGGAAGAAGAAGGAUGCGUGAAACAAUCCAAUCUAUAUUAGGCUUUUUCAAAGAUAUGUUUUCCACAAAGUAUUUGUAAAGAGUGCAAAAUAAGAUGACGUGGUAUCAGACAUGUGUACAAUUGUUCUGUUUUCCUUUGUGACGAUUUAGAAAUCAAUGUUUGAAAAAUGAAAUAUAUUUUGAUACAUUGUAACGUGUAGAGAGAGAGAGAGAGAGAGAGAGAGAGAGAGAGAGAGAGAGAGAGAGAGAGAGAGAGAGAGAGAGAGAGAACAAUCCUUCACGUGUUAGAUCAUUAGAUCAUAGUUCCAUAUCUAGUAUAUAAGAUAAGAAAGCGAGACGAUACAACUUAUCAACAGAGUUGCUUUUCACAACCAUGGCGAACCUUGGACUCUUCUCCGCUUUCUUAUGUAUUGCAGUGGCGCUGGCCAACCAUAACUACAAACUCGAACUGUUUCAUCAUUUUGAUCACGUGAUGCAUGCUGAUUCUACGAAUGUCCCUGUUCUUAGUCAGCAGGAAUUCCUAAACAUGUUUCAUCAGAUUGGAACUAAUCCUCACGACUUUUCGUCACACUGGUCGUCGCGCCACCUACCCUGUUCGAACGAGGCUCAUUAUUUCUUCCAAGAGUUCGACGCAAACAAAGACAACCACAUCAGCGACUCCGAAAUCAUCUAUUUUUUCAAAUUGUUUGAUCUAAAUGAGGACCAGGAGGUCACUGAGGGUGAGUUCAGCAUGGCCUGGGGGGCAUUGUUUGACGGGUACUUGAACACCCACUCGCUCCACUGCAAGUCCAGCGACGACGAUGACGACAGGAAGUGAACCCCCGUACAGGAAUCACAGACUGGGAUUCAAUCAGUGGAUCGAGGGGAAAUAUGACCAUGAUUUUAAUAUUAAAAAAUUUUGAAAAUAAAA
Molecule: messenger RNA, 2096 nt
Organism: Magallana angulata
Lineage: Eukaryota; Metazoa; Mollusca; Bivalvia; Ostreida; Ostreidae
Product: methionine aminopeptidase 1D, mitochondrial-like
Exons: 11
Coding region: 101-1207 (368 amino acids)
Biological process (GO): proteolysis
Molecular function (GO): metalloaminopeptidase activity
Source: RefSeq, a predicted model, not a curated record